Molecule: messenger RNA, 1201 nt
Organism: Paramecium octaurelia
Lineage: Eukaryota; Ciliophora; Oligohymenophorea; Peniculida; Parameciidae
Source: the annotation of a GenBank genome assembly
AUGGAAACUAAUUCAUAAAAAGAAACAAAAAGACCAUAAUAAAGUAAUGUUUAUAUAAAAUUUAGUACUUAAAAUGGCAAAAUUACAUAAUAACUACAAAGAACCAGAAGACACUUAUGAACCAAAAAGAAGAAUAAAAUAUUAGAGUACAUUUAAUUCAAUAGACAAAAAACAACAAUUAAAUGAGGAUUCAUCAACUUUUAACGGAAUGGAAUAUUUUGAAAGUCUGUAAAAGAGGAAAUCAAGUGAAAAGAACGAAAAGACUCCUUAAAAAGCAGAAAGUGUGUCUUCGAUUUUGGCUAAAACAUCCUUAAGGGAAAGGUUCUCUAAUCUUCAUUUGAUUAAUACUAUCGAUAAAAUGCUAAUGCAAAGUAAAUAUUCCAGUUUGUGUCACAUUUUCAAAGAAAUUGAUGAAAUGCUUUUAUUUCUCUAAAGCCAAUAAAAACCGCCUUUCUUCAAUACCAUUUAAGAAUUAUUGAGCCAGAAUUCUAAAAUUAAAGUCACAUAAUAAGAUAUUCAAUAGAUAUUGGAAAUCUUUCCAAAUGCAUAUGAAGUAAAUUGGUCUUUAAAUGAAAAAUUAAUAAGAUUAGAUAGAAGUGAUUUGAUGAUAAAGACAAAUAUUAAAUCUCAUGUUUAGUUGGGAGAGCGUGUAAUUUAGUUUCAAUAAUCAAUGUUUGACUAUAUUUAAAAAAAUGGAGUUUAAAUUGGUUUAGCUAUUUUACCUUAAAAUCCAUUUUAAUAAAUUCUAAAAGAGAAACUCUAAAUUACAGAUACUUUAACAAAAUAAAUCUAAUAAUAAACAUCGAAACAUGAAAUUCAAAGUCAAGUGUCUAAAGAGCCAACCAAUUCUAAAGUCAGCUAAAAUUUAAUAGAGAAAUUGAAAUAAAAAAAGAAACUCGAAGUAGUUCACUCUGAUCUUUCAGCACCGAAAAAAUAAUUAAUUGCUCUUUCGUCUUUAAUUCAUUAAUAUUUUCUGAAUAGAGAUGUGUCAAAUAUGUUCUUAACAAAUGUUUUGAAAUACAGUCUCAAUAGUUUAAAACAGUUUCUUUUAGAUGAAAAUUAAUUAAAAACAUAUAUUGAUUAAUUGAUAAAAUUAUGUCCACAUUGGAUUUAGGUGAUUGAAAAUCAGAAUGGCUCAAUUGUAAGGUUGAAUAAGGAAAUAGAUCUACCUUCUAUAAUCAGAUCUAUUGAAUAAAUGUGA